Messenger RNA from Trachymyrmex septentrionalis, 1047 nucleotides. RefSeq lists its product as uncharacterized. The transcript has 2 exons. Lineage: Eukaryota; Metazoa; Arthropoda; Insecta; Hymenoptera; Formicidae. The coding region runs from base 1 to 1047 and encodes 348 amino acids. The record is from RefSeq and is a predicted model, not a curated record.
AUGUUUACGCUGGCGGAUAAGGGCAACGUCACUGUGGCCAUGGAUAGGGACGUUUACAGAGACAGGAUGACCGAGUUAUUGGGGGACUCAGACACGUAUGUCCCGAUCAAAAGAGAUCCGACCAAAAAGCUUACAUCAGCCUUGAGGUCUAUGCUCACUGGGUGGAGGACCAGAGGUCACAUCAAGGAUUCUGAGUACAAAGCUUUGUAUUGCAGUGACGGUUCUCUCCCGAGGGCUUAUGGGCUGCCAAAGAUUCACAAGCCUGAUUGUCCUCUUAGAAUUAUAGUGUCAUCGGUGGUCAGUCCGCUACAUGCUUUGGCUACGUUUUUACACAAGAAAUUAUUUAAAACCAUUCCGAGAGCUGUCAGUUUUAUGAGAAACAGUUUUGAACUGGUUGAGAGGCUGAGGGAUGUGCACUUUACGGGGACACAUGAGUUGACGUCUUUGGACGUUACCUCUCUGUUGACGAACGUGCCAACGGAUGUAGCGAUCGACUGCGUUAACGAACAUUGGCCGGCGGUUUCUGGGGAUUGCUCUCUACCCAAGAAAGAAUUUUUGGGAGCGAUACGGGUUGUCCUGGACUCUUCGUUUUUUGUCUUUGACAAUGUUUUCUACAGGCAGAGCUUUGACACUCCCAUGGGCUCUCCAAUAUCACCGGUGAUAGCGGACUUAGUGUUGAGGAGAUUGGAGACGGUGUCCUUGAUGUCUGUGAAUUUGGACAUUCUAUUCUAUUAUAGAUACGUUGACGACAUAUGCACUGCGUUGCCCCCCUCUCAGAUCGACGCGUUAUUAGAAAGAUUUAAUGCAUUCCAUCCGCGCCUACAGUUUACCGUAGAGAGAGGCGGAAAAACGAUCAAUUUCUUGGACGUCACUGUGUCUGUCAACAAUAAUCGCUUUAAUUUCGAUUGGUACCACGAGGAGCCUUCGUAUAGAAAACGUUUGAUUUCGGAGAUGCUACAUAUUAAAAAACAGAAGAACAGUCUUAAUUUGCAGACUGACACCGAGGGUCUUAAUAAGGCAUAUCUGCCGAUUAUAAACAAAGUCUGA